Coregonus sp. 'balchen' is the source of this 1365-nucleotide messenger RNA. NCBI's taxonomy places the organism in Eukaryota, Metazoa, Chordata, Actinopteri, Salmoniformes, Salmonidae. The record is from the annotation of a GenBank genome assembly.
AUGAAGAUGAUUUAUGUGCUUCUUAACGCUCUUGUGCUGCUGUCGGUGUUGGGCCGAACUGGGGCCAGAAAUCGAACAACUCCUUCAGGUACCGCAUUCAAAUACACACGAGCGCGCACACACACAGAGAGAGAUACUAUGUUAGGUGUGGGUUCUUUGAAGUGAUCAGUGACAAAUAACGUUUUAAAGAAGUGCUACACAGAUAGUAUUGGAUUGAUUGAUGGAUUCGUUGAUUGAUUGAUUCUCUGCAGGACUCUCCACCUUAAACCUGCGUGGUCAGAUGUUUACAGUGACAUAUGGCGGGGAACUCACCAUGUACACAGAUGCGAUCUCUCCCUCACCCUCUUCCUCCCCAUCUCCCUCCUCCUCCCCAUCUCCCUCCUCUUCCUCCUCCUUCUCAUCUCCCUCCUCCUCAUCUCCCUCCUCCUCCUCAUCUCCCUACACCAGCUCGUAUCCCUACACUACCUCCUCUCCCUCUCCCUCUCUCUCUGCUCUGACUGUGUGUCUGCGUUACAUGGCUGAGGAGAGGAAAGACUUGACUCUCUUCAGCCUCACUCAGGGAAACUACUGGAACCUUUUACUGAGAAGUGGCUAUGGGAAGGACCACCUCUCCAUCUAUUCCUCCUCCCAGGACUUCUGCUCCUAUAGGCUGCUCAGCUCCAUCAGCGAGCCACGCCCCUGGACAAGCCUGUGCGUUACCUGGGAGAAAAAGAUGGGCGUGGCCCAGGUGUGGAGAGGCGGGACUGUCAGCGUCAGGAAGAGGGUGUUUGGCCAGGUAAGAGGAGAGAAAGUGGGAGAGGUGAUAGAGAGGGAGAUAUAAGUGCACCGCCACUGACCCUGUGCCUCUCAACAUGUGUCUGAGGUAGUUUCAGUACCUCACAAAAAUUGGCAAUAAACAAUUUAUUAAACUCCUGAGUUUAAUGAAGUAAUUCAGCAUAAUGUAAAUGAGCGUUUUCCUUUAGUAGAUAUGAUGUAUUCUAAUUAUAUGCAGUAUUUUUUCUUUGUAUUUCUUUAUGUGUGUGUGUGUAGUUGACCAAUGGGCCUCCUGUCUUGAACGUGUAUAAAUUUGAGGGUCAGGUAACUGACGUGGAAAUGUGGGACAGAGUCCUCUCCCCAAGCUGGAUAAUGGCCUUCAUGUCUGGGUGGCAGUCCUACUACUACACCCCUGGUAACGUGCUGACCUGGUCCAAGGCCAUCUACUCCACCAAUGGAGAGAUCCUCCUGGAGAAAAACACUUAUAACUCUGACCAUCAGCCUAUCAGAGGCCAGCACCAACCCCCAGGACCAAUGAGAAGGAAGAGAAAGAGAACGUUUAAAUUGAGGAAGAGUGAGAAGGCAGAGCAGAGACAGAGGGCAUGGCUGUAG